AUGUCUGCGCCGCCGUCCACCCGCCCUCCGGCUGGUAACAGUCGUCGGAGCACAACCUCUUUGAGUGCCCCGCCUAAGUCUAAUGUGCAACAGACCACUUCCAAUCCCUCGACAGAAACACGCAUGGUAAACCCUACCCUCAACAACAUUCAAACCUUCGAGAAUGAUGGCGUCCCAAACAACAGUUCCACAUCAAACAUGGACCCUCUGGCACCUGGUAACAGGCUGUCAAACCCUAGCAACGAAACUUCUCUAAAAGAAACGGGAGAGACGGCUGCAAAACCCUCUUUUGCGGCGGUCACGGCACCAAAAUAUGUCAGGAAGCCUGAUAUUAUUGCUCACAGGUAUAAUCGGUUCCAGCCAGAACGUACGGGGGAUACUUACACUAUCACUAUCCCAAUGGAUUUUUACGAACAGCAAGUUCAAAAUUUCAAACAUGCUGUCAUCGCUCGCCUCCUUUUACGUAAGGGAGACAAACCAAGAUCUACGGAGGAUCUUAAACAGGAGCUUCAACUUCUUUGGAAUGUGAAGGGGCAGUGGACUCUAAUUCCCAUGGGGAAAGGCUUUUUCACGCUAAAAUUCUCUACAUCGGAAGACAAGGUUGCGGCAAAACGUCAUGCUGUUUGGGAUCUAUCUCGUGGUUCAAUCCGCAUUCGGGAAUGGAUUAGAAACUUCGACCCCUACAAAGAAGUCUCUUCGCUUUGUCAAGUCUGGGUGAGAAUCUAUAAUUUACCGGUGGAAUACUGGCAUGCAGAGGUGAUUUCAGCCAUCGGUAGAACUCUUGGAUCGCCGAUCAGAAUUGAUAGUCUUUCAGCACAUGGGGAAAAAGGGAAUUUCGCUCGUAUCCUUGUUGAAUUAGAUCUUGCGAUCCCGCUACAGGAAUCGGUUACCAUCGAUUGUGGUAUUGCCUCUUUCUAUGUGGAGUUCGUGUAUGAACGUCUCCCUCUCUAUUGUUCUCAAUGCAGGCUCACAGGUCACACCGUUGAAAAAUGUAAGAAACUUUUAGCACGUCAAGAAAAUAAGAUCGCGGAAGAAGCUAAAGGGAAACAAGUGGAUAAUGCUGAGACAGUGGGAGAUGGGUUCACUACAGUUAAGAACAAAAAGUCUUGGAAACCGAGAUAUGAAGGUGAAGCCUCGGGCUUGGGAUAA
Molecule: messenger RNA, 1149 nt
Organism: Salvia miltiorrhiza (redroot sage)
Lineage: Eukaryota; Viridiplantae; Streptophyta; Magnoliopsida; Lamiales; Lamiaceae
Exons: 1
Coding region: 1-1149 (382 amino acids)
Source: RefSeq, a predicted model, not a curated record